UUCAAAGCUCAGUCUUUCAAUUGGGAAGAACGAACCGUAGAAAAAGUUUUGAAAAUCAAUGCAAAUUCCAGAUUCCUUCUUCUUCUACUAAUUCAGUAAUAGUAAUUCUUCGAGCUCAUCAAUGGCUUCCUCCACCACCACCAAGGAAUCAUCUCCUUUUUCUUCUUCUCCUAGAUACAUAUUUGACGUCUUUCUCAGCUUCAGAGGCGUGGACACUCGCAAUAACAUCACAAAUCUUCUUUACGAAGCUCUGAGGCGACAAGGCAUCAUUGUUUUCAGAGAUGACGAUGAGCUCGAGAGAGGGAAGGCUAUUGCUAACACUCUAACCAACUCGAUUAGGCAAUCCAGGUGUACCAUUGUUAUUCUCUCUAAAAGAUAUGCAGAUUCAAAAUGGUGCUUGAGGGAGUUGGUUGAGAUUGUCAAAUGCAAGAAUUCCUUCAAUCAAAUAGUUCUUGUGGUUUUCUACAAAAUUAAGCCCUCCGAUGUCAACAGCCCUACUGGGAUUUUUGAGAAAUUCUUUGUUGAUUUCGAGAAUGAUGUUAAGGAGAAUUUUGAAGAGGUUCAGGACUGGAGGAACGCCAUGGAAGUGGUUGGAGGUCUCACUCCAUGGGUUGUAAACGAACAGACCGAAACAGAGGAAGUCCAAAAGAUUGUUAAGCAUGCUUUCGAUCUUCUGCGUCCUGAUUUGCUUAGCCAUGAUGAGAAUUUGGUUGGCAUGAACUUGAGAUUAAAAAAAAUGAAUAUGCUUAUGGGCAUAGGGCUGGAUGAUAAGCGCUUUAUUGGGAUAUGGGGGAUGGGUGGAAUAGGCAAGACAACUAUUGCUAAAGCUGUUUUCAAAAGUGUCGCUCGUGAAUUCCACGGAAGUUGCAUUCUGGAAAAUGUUAAGAAAACUUUAAAGAAUGUUAGAGGCUUGGUGUCCUUGCAGGAGAAACUUCUUUCCGAUACUCUAAUGAGAGGAAAAGUUCAAAUUAAAGAUGGUGAGGGAGUUGAAAUGAUAAAGAAAAACUUAGGAAAUCGAAAAGUUUUUGUUGUUCUCGAUGAUGUUGAUCAUUUUAGCCAGGUGAAAGAUCUGGCAGGAGGAGAAGAGUGGUUUGGUUGUGGAAGUAGAAUCAUCAUUACAACAAGAGAUGAAGGUUUGCUUCUUUCUCUUGGAAUUGAUAUAAGAUACAAUGUUGAGAGUUUCGGUGAUGAAGAGGCUCUUCAGCUCUUUUGCCAUGAAGCAUUUGGAGUGAAGUUCCCUAAGAAAGGUUAUUUGGAUCUUUGUAUGCCAUUUGUAGAAUAUGCUGAGGGCCUUCCAUUGGCAAUCAAGGCCCUUGGGCAUUCUUUGCACAAUAGAUUGUUUAAGUCAUGGGAAGGUGCCAUUAGAAAGUUAAAUAAUUCUUUAAACAGGCAAGUAUAUGAAAACUUGAAAAUUAGUUAUGAUGCACUUGGAAAGGAAGAGAGGAGAAUUUUUUUGUAUAUUGCCUGUUUUCUUAAAGGACAGAGCAAAGACCAAGUCAUUGACACAUUCGUGAGUUUUGAAAUUGAUGCUGCUGAUGGACUUCUUACCAGAAAAAAGGCUGCCGAUGUACUUUGUAUAAAAGAAACUGCUGCUGAUGCACUAAAAAAAUUGCAGGAGAAAUCCCUCAUAACUGUGGUGAAUGACAAAAUACAGAUGCAUAAUUUACACCAAAAACUAGGCCAAGAAAUCUUUCGUGAGGAGUCAUCGAGGAAAAGUAGUAGGCUAUGGCAUCGAGAGGAUAUGAACCAUGCUUUAAGGCAUAAACAGGGAGUUGAAGCUAUUGAAACCAUUGCCUUGGACUCAAACGAGCAUGGAGAGUCACACUUAAAUACCAAGUUCUUUUCAGCAAUGACCGGUCUAAAAGUGUUGCGUGUUCAUAAUGUAUUCCUUUCUGGAGAUCUUGAAUAUCUCUCAAGCAAGUUGAGACUUCUCAGUUGGCAUGGAUAUCCCUUCAGAAAUUUGCCAUCGGAUUUCCAGCCAAAUGAACUAUUGGAACUCAAUUUACAGAAUAGCUGCAUUGAAAAUUUUUGGAGAGAAACAGAGUUGGAUAAAUUGAAGGUAAUAAACCUUAGUAAUUCCAAGUUUUUAUUGAAGACCCCUGACCUGUCAACGGUGCCAAAUCUUGAGAGGUUGGUCUUGAAUGGUUGUAUAAGACUACAAGAGCUUCACCUAUCUGUCGGCAUUCUAAAGCAUCUAAUCUUUUUGGAUCUUAAGGACUGCAAAUCUCUCAAAAGCAUUUGUUCUAAUAUUUCUCUUGAAUCACUCAAGAUUCUCAUUCUUUCUGGUUGUUCAAGACUUGAAAAUUUUCCAGAGAUUGUGGGAAACAUGAAACUUUUGACAGAGCUUCAUUUAGAUGGCACUGCUAUUCGAAAAUUGCAUGCCUCAAUUGGAAAACUUACAAGCCUUGUUUUGUUGGAUCUUAGAAACUGCAAAAAUCUUCUUACACUUCCAAACGCGAUCGGUUGCUUAACAUCCAUUAAACAUCUCGCAUUGGGUGGCUGCUCAAAGCUUGACCAAAUUCCUGACAGCUUGGGGAACAUUUCUUGUUUAAAGAAACUUGAUGUGAGUGGUACUUCUAUUAGUCACAUCCCAUUGUCUCUACGACUUUUGACGAACCUCAAAGCAUUGAAUUGCAAAGGCCUAUCCCGAAAAUUAUGUCAUUCAUUAUUCCCAUUAUGGAGUACGCCGAGGAAUAACAAUUCACAUUCAUUUGGUUUGAGGUUGAUAACUUGCUUUUCGAAUUUUCAUUCAGUGAAGGUUUUGAAUUUUAGUGACUGCAAGCUGGCAGAUGGAGACAUACCCGACGACCUCAGCUGUUUGUCUUCAUUACACUUUCUGGAUCUAAGCAGGAACCUCUUCACCAACCUGCCUAAUAGUUUGGGUCAACUUAUCAAUCUCAGAUGCCUUGUUUUGGACAACUGCAGUAGGCUCAGGUCAUUACCGAAGUUCCCAGUCAGCUUACUUUAUGUACUAGCAAGGGAUUGUGUGUCACUGAAAGAAGACUAUAACAAAGAAGAUCGCGGGCCUAUGAGCGAAACAGAAGUAAGGGUCCUUAGUUACCCCUCAUCAGCUGAAGACCAAAACUCUAAAAUCUCUCAGAUGAUAUCAAGUAUGUGCACAGCUUGGGAGAAUGGGGGUUGAGGAUAAUACG
Molecule: messenger RNA, 3152 nt
Organism: Cucumis melo (muskmelon)
Lineage: Eukaryota; Viridiplantae; Streptophyta; Magnoliopsida; Cucurbitales; Cucurbitaceae
Gene: MRGH-J
Product: TMV resistance protein N-like
Exons: 4
Coding region: 122-3142 (1006 amino acids)
Biological process (GO): signal transduction; defense response
Molecular function (GO): protein binding; ADP binding
Source: RefSeq, a predicted model, not a curated record